Molecule: messenger RNA, 1901 nt
Organism: Plectropomus leopardus (leopard coralgrouper)
Lineage: Eukaryota; Metazoa; Chordata; Actinopteri; Perciformes; Serranidae
Source: RefSeq, a predicted model, not a curated record
UGAGUCUGGAGAACGUGCUGUGUGACGUGAAGGACCUGCAGCGCGGUAUGGAGCUCACCUGGCGGGAGUUCAGCGUCCAGCACAACGCCACGCUCAAAGACUUCAUCAGCAGGCACGAGUCCCGACUCAGCAAACUGCAGGAGGACGCACGCAUCGCUCAGGAUGCUUUUGAGGACGUGGUGAAAUUUUUCGGGGAGAGCUCCAAGACAAUGCCACCAUCCGUCUUCUUCCCCAUCUUCGUCCGUUUCAUUAAAGCGUAUAGGCUGGCGGAGGAGGAGAACGAGCAGAGGAGGCGACAGGAGCAGAUGCUGCUGGAGAAACUGGAGCAGGAGGAGCAGCAGCAGGAGGAGGAGGAGGAGACCAAGUCUCCCUCUCACAGGGGAAAGCGGCAGCAGCAGGAGCUGCUCACUGAGCUCAGACGACGCCAAGGAAAAGACAGUCGCCAUGUUUACGAAGGGAAGGACGGCGCCAUCGAGGACAUCAUCACAGCCCUGAAGACCGUUCCCUUCACGGCCCGAUCGGCCAAACGCAGCUCUCGCUUCUUCUGUGACCCCGCCCACUCCGAGGAGCACUACUGAGAGACAUGACAUCAUAGGAGAGAGACAUGACAUCAUAGGAGAGAGACAUGACAUCAUACGGAGAUUUUAUGCGUCAGCAUGUUGGAGGAUGAUGUCAUCUUCAGCUGGCCACGCCCACCUAUAAUCGAUAGGACCAAUGAGCACUUUGAACAUUUCUGAUCGAUCGAUGUGAACUGAUGACAUCAUGUUUUCUAUGUUAUUUUAUUGGUCAGUUUGUGCACAGACCGGGUUCCCAGACGCCACCUGACCUCUGACCUCUGACCUGCCCCUCAUUCCAGGAGUCAGACUCACUCUGAUCUGAUUGCUGUCGUACCCCUGUCAACCUUCGAAUAUGCCCCCUCAACCUUGUAGUACUCCCUUUCUAUCUUGCAGUACCCCCUCUACCUUCCAUACCCUCUUCUACCCUAAAAUAUCCUCAUGAAUCCUGGCAUACCCACUUUUAGCCUUGUCGUACCGUCGUUCUACCCUGCAGUACCCCCCUCCCUUUGGUACCCCCCGUCAACCCUGUAGUACUCCCUCCUAUCCGCCAUACCCUUCUCUGCCCUACAGUACCCCCCGUCAACCCUGUAGUACCCCCCUUCAACCCAGCAACAACCGCUUUCUACCUGGAAACACCCGUUUAUUUGCAGUAACUGGAAGAAGGUGCUGCCAGGUACCUUUUAGAAGGGGUUACAGUAGUUACAGGUUGAUGGAGUAUUUCAGAGUAGUUGAGGGUACUGCAGUGUAGAAAUGGACUGCUGCUCAUUGGAAGGGGGGUAACAGGGUUAACGGAGGUACCGCAGGGUAGAAGGGUUACAGUAUCUUGACACCAAACCUGGAGUUCUAGUUCUGGGUCCACAGGUCUGUGGUUCCGUGGUUGUUCUGGGUUCCUUCAAUACGUCUCUUUAACUGGAUCGUGUACAGGGUUCUACUUCUUUCACUACAUUGUGUUCUACUGUGUUCUACUGUAUUUACUAGCCUUACCGGAGCCGGGGAUACCCAGAGUCUGGCAUCACUCUGAAGGGUUCGCAUCACCCUUUCUAAACAGAAAACAGUGUUAGCAAGAAGAAAAUCUUUGCCAAACUCUGGUUAUCUGGGACUCUGACACACUGUCCUGAACCUGGACCUUUCAUUUCCUCCGAAGUCCUGCUGUAAGCCUGUUAGUACCAGAGCCAAACCAGUAGGAACACCGACUGGAAAAACUGCCUCAAAUGUCUUGGAGCAAAAAAAAAAAGAAGACAGAAUUCUGGUCUUGUCUGGGGGGACGCUGUAGCAGACAACAAAACAAGAGAACGCCGCUUAGCUUGACCAGUUCUCCCUCCAACAUGAACACAGUCUUAAAAA